GAAGGCGGCGGGGCAGCCAUGGGUCGGGCAGUGACCGUGGCCACCUGCGCUCUCAACCAGUGGGCACUGGACUUUGAGGGCAACCUGGAGAGGAUUUUCAGAAGUAUCGACAUCGCCAAGAGCAAGGGAGCCCGGUACCGCCUUGGGCCAGAGCUCGAAAUCUGUGGUUACGGCUGCUCAGAUCACUAUUAUGAAUCAGACACACUCUUGCAUUCGUUUCAAGUUCUGGAAAAGCUCUUGGAGUCUCCUGCUACUCAAGAUAUUAUAUGUGAUGUGGGGAUGCCUAUUCUGCACAGAAAUGUUCGCUACAAUUGUCGAGUGAUCUUUUUAAAUAAGAAGAUUCUUCUGAUCAGACCAAAAAUAUCACUGGCAAAUGCAGGAAACUACAGGGAACUUAGAUGGUUCACCCCAUGGAGCAAAGCAAGGCAUGUGGAGGAAUAUUUUCUACCCAGGAUAAUUCAGGAAGUGACUGGACAGGAAACUGUUCCUUUUGGGGAUGCAGUGCUAGCAACCAAAGAUACCUGCCUAGGGGCAGAAAUAUGUGAAGAACUCUGGGCACCAAAUAGUCCUCACAUUGAGAUGGGACUUGAUGGUGUGGAAAUUUUCACCAACUCUUCAGGGAGUCACCAUGUGCUGCGGAAGGCUCACGCCCGGGUGGAUCUGGUGAAUUCUGCCACAGCAAAGAAUGGUGGAAUAUAUAUUUUAGCAAACCAGAAAGGCUGUGAUGGUGAUCGUCUGUAUUAUGAUGGCUGUGCCAUGAUUUCCAUGAAUGGAGAAACAGUUGCACAAGGAUCCCAGUUCUCACUCGAUGAUGUGGAGGUGCUGGUUGCCACUCUGGACCUGGAGGAUGUUCGAAGUUACAGAGCAGAGAUUUCAUCUCGUAACUUGGCAGCAAGUAAAGUGAAUCCUUAUCCCAGGGUAAAAGUGGACUUUGCUCUGUCGUGUCCUGAUGAUGUAGCUGUUCCUACUUGUAUGCCAAUCCAGUGGAGACACCACAGUCCCGAGGAGGAGAUCAGCCUUGGACCUGCAUGUUGGCUCUGGGACUAUUUAAGGCGCAGCAAACAGGCAGGAUUUCUCCUACCUCUGAGUGGUGGAAUUGACAGCUCUGCUACAGCUUGCAUAGUGUAUUCCAUGUGCCACCAGGUUUGCCUGGCAGUCAAGAAUGGCAAUGCAGAUGUGCUGGCUGAUGCACGCAGGAUUGUGAAUGAUGAGACCUACAUCCCUGAGGAUCCUCGGGAAUUCUGCAAGCGUGUCUUCACCACGUGCUACAUGGCUAGUGAGAACUCCUCCCAGGAUACCUGCAACAGGGCUAAACUGCUGGCUGAGCAAAUAGGCAGCUACCACAUCAACCUGAACAUUGAUGCGGCUGUGAAAGCUGUUGUGGGGAUCUUCAGUGUGGUGACAGGUCGAACUCCCCGGUUUUCUGUUUAUGGAGGGAGCAGCAGAGAGAGCCUGGCACUCCAGAAUGUGCAGGCUAGAAUAAGAAUGGUCCUUGCCUACUUGUUUGCUCAGCUGACACUAUGGGCUCGUGGGAUGUCAGGGGGACUGCUGGUGCUGGGAUCAGCCAAUGUGGAUGAAAGUCUCCGUGGUUACUUGACCAAGUAUGACUGUUCCAGUGCUGAUAUCAACCCCAUUGGUGGCAUCAGCAAAACUGAUUUGAAGAACUUCAUUCAGUACUGCCUUGAAAACUUCCAGCUCACGGCCCUCAGGAGUAUCAUGUCAGCUCCACCCACUGCAGAGUUGGAGCCCCUGGUGGAUGGACAAGUGGCUCAAACUGAUGAGGCAGAUAUGGGGAUGACAUAUGCAGAGCUUUCAAUCUAUGGGAAAUUAAGGAAAAUUGCAAAGGCUGGACCAUACAGUAUGUUCUGUAAGCUGAUUAAUAUGUGGAAGGAAAUUUGUACUCCAAGAGAGGUGGCAUCCAAGGUUAAGCAUUUCUUCAGGAUGUAUUCGGUCAACAGGCACAAAAUGACCACCCUCACUCCUUCCUACCAUGCUGAAAACUACAGUCCAGAUGACAACCGGUUUGACCUGAGGCCUUUCCUCUACAACACCUCAUGGUCCUGGCAGUUCAGGUGUAUAGACCAGCAGGUAUCCAAGCUAGAAAAAAAGGAAGGAAUUUCUGUAGUUGAAGAUGUGGACUGACUUCCUGUCUUGUUUAACUGUGGUAAUUAAUUUGCCAAACAGAAUGUUCAAAACUGGAUUAUACUGUAAUAAUGAGCAGUGAUGACCUGCUUAACAGUUCUUGAGCUGAUCAUUGUAAUCAAUUUUUUUUACUGAAUCCCUGUUUUACUCUCAAUACACUUAAACUGUAGUUUGGCUAAGGGAUCAUUUAUUAAGGAUUUUCUUCAACUUCUUGAGUUAAUUGCCUUUAAUUUAAAACAUUUGAAUAAUCAUAAACCCAGGGUAGUCUUUUAUUUGGUUCUGAUAAAUUGGAUAUGACUUUUGAGUAACACUCAGCUGAAUGUGUAAAAUUUUAACAGUUCUGGCAUGUGCUGUUGAGGGGGAAAAUCUCACCUUACUUUGCAAUAAAUUUACAAUUUUGUCAUGCUAA
This is a messenger RNA of Sturnus vulgaris (Common starling), 2551 nucleotides long. It is a transcript of the gene NADSYN1, whose product is annotated as NAD synthetase 1. Gene Ontology annotation, biological process: NAD+ biosynthetic process. Lineage: Eukaryota; Metazoa; Chordata; Aves; Passeriformes; Sturnidae. The record is from RefSeq and is a predicted model, not a curated record. Gene Ontology annotation, molecular function: NAD+ synthase (glutamine-hydrolyzing) activity; glutaminase activity; ATP binding. Gene Ontology annotation, cellular component: cytoplasm.